This is a messenger RNA of Oncorhynchus gorbuscha (pink salmon), 1134 nucleotides long. Its product is annotated as dedicator of cytokinesis protein 1-like. The annotation marks the transcript as partial. Gene Ontology annotation, molecular function: small GTPase binding; guanyl-nucleotide exchange factor activity. Gene Ontology annotation, biological process: cell migration; small GTPase-mediated signal transduction. The transcript has 11 exons. Lineage: Eukaryota; Metazoa; Chordata; Actinopteri; Salmoniformes; Salmonidae. The record is from RefSeq and is a predicted model, not a curated record. Gene Ontology annotation, cellular component: plasma membrane; cytoplasm.
GUACCAGGACAUGAGGAGACAGAUCGGCUUUGAGAUCAGAGACAUGUGGUACCAGGACAUGAGGAGACAGAUCGGCUUUGAGAUCAGAGACAUGUGGUAUAAUCUAGGCAUGUGUGUUUCUGUGUGUUUCAGGUACCAGGACAUGAGGAGACAGAUCGGCUUUGAGAUCAGAGACAUGUGGUAUAAUCUAGGUCCACACAAGAUCAAGUUCAUCCCAGAGAUGGUGGGUCCCAUCCUAGAGAUGACUCUGGUCCCAGAGAUAGAGCUGAGGAAAGCUACCAUCCCCAUCUUCUUUGACAUGAUGCAGUGUGAAUUCCACUUCACAUGCAGCUUCCAAAGGUUUGAGAAUGAGAUCAUCACCAAACUGGAUCACGAGGUGGAGGGGGGCAGAGGAGACGAGCAGUACAAAGUCCUCUUCCACAAGAUUCUGUUGGAACACUGCAGGAAACACAAGUACCUGUCUAAGAGUGGGGAGAGCUUUGUGAACCUGGUGGUUCGUCUGUUGGAGAGGCUCCUGGACUACAGGACCAUCAUGCACGACGAGAACAAGGAGAACCGGAUGAGCUGCACCGUCAACGUGCUGAACUUCUACAAGGAGAUAGAGAGAGAGGAGAUGUACAUCAGGUACCUGUACAAGCUGUGUGACCUCCACAAGGAGUGUGACAACUACACUGAAGCUGCCUACACACUGCUGCUGCACGCUAAGCUGCUGAAGAUGUGGGAGGAAGCCAUCGUACUAGGAAAGGAGCUGGCAGACCAGUAUGAGAAUGAGAUGUUUGACUUUGAGCAGCUCAGUGCCUCCUUGAGGAAACAGGCUCAGUUCUACGAGAACAUUGUGAAGGUGAUCCGGCCCAAGCCAGACUACUUCGCUGUGGGAUACUAUGGAGUGGGCUUCCCUUCCUUCCUCAGGAACAAGAUGUUCAUCUAUAGAGGGAAGGAGUACGAGAGGAGAGAGGACUUUGAGGCCAGACUGCUCACCCAGUUCCCCAACGCGGACAAGAUGAAGACGACCACGCCGCCCGGCGAGGACAUCAAGACCUCUUCCUCACAGUGCAUCCAGUGUUUCACCGUCAAGCCGGUUUUAGAACUCCCUUCAAAGUUCCAGAACAAACCCGUCUCUGAGCAGAUCGUCAG